AUGUUUACACCGUGCAAACCUCUCUGUCUCCUAGCAGAGAGUCCAUUCAACACGAACAAUUGCUCAUUAAACCAGCCGAACAUACCUGUAAGUUUUCUCAAUAAUGAUUUCCAGUUACAUAGAGCAUGUUAUCCCAUAUCACAGAAUAUGAAAAGAUGUAACGCCCUGUUCCCUAAUUACCUGUCAUAUUCCACGUUAGCUUCGAGCCUAUUCUUUAGCUUCGGAUUCCGAGUUCAUAUAACUAAACAAGAAUUACGUAUUGGACAGGAGACACUAGCAUUUUCCCGUGAGAGUAUAUUCGGUUAUUCACCCCGAAAGGGAGAUAGAGCCGGCACGCACGUGAUGCUGAUAUUGUUGUUUGGAUUUGGAUUUGUUUUCAACAAAAUGCUCAUCGCCGUUGUUAUUCUUCUGCAGUUUCUUGCGGGUGUUCGACAUGUCACUGCAGCACCAUUAAUCGCAGAGUCAAAGCGCUUCAUAACACCUAAUGGGACCGAAGUCUUUGAUCCUCGCCCACACGGCUAUACCCCGGUUUACUCCCCCACCCGCUGGCCCGACACUGUUUUCAUCACCCGCGAUGGCAGUGUCUCUGAAUGCACCGAGUUUCCCGACCGCUACGGCAUCAGCGUCGAGUAUAUGUAUGACAAGUCCAAUUACACGUUCUACUGUUGGCAGAACAACACCAUGCAUGAUCCUUCUGGAAGAUUGUUUCUGCGAACUGUUGAAGACUGUUAUGUAGACGAAGACAAUGUCCCAGCGGAACACAUUGAUUUCCAAGACGAGCUCCCGUGGUGUGGGCCUAUCAAGCCAUAUCUAGUGGACAACAGCCCGUUACUUUGGAACUCGACGUGGAGUGAUACGGCGCAUUAUACGUUGCCAUGUUGGAGGGAGCCGACUACCAAGUCGCAGAGAUUGGAGACUGGUGCCACGUAUCCGCAUAUGUAUUGUUGGGUAGAAGGAGAGAAGUUCGGUAAUUCGACGUAA
This is a messenger RNA of Lindgomyces ingoldianus, 981 nucleotides long. RefSeq lists its product as uncharacterized. NCBI's taxonomy places the organism in Eukaryota, Fungi, Ascomycota, Dothideomycetes, Pleosporales, Lindgomycetaceae. Bases 1 to 981 code for a protein of 326 amino acids. The transcript is spliced from 8 exons. The record is from RefSeq and is a predicted model, not a curated record.